Molecule: messenger RNA, 2066 nt
Organism: Myotis myotis
Lineage: Eukaryota; Metazoa; Chordata; Mammalia; Chiroptera; Vespertilionidae
Gene: SH3GLB2
Product: SH3 domain containing GRB2 like, endophilin B2
Exons: 14
Coding region: 96-1436 (446 amino acids)
Biological process (GO): membrane organization
Cellular component (GO): cytoplasm; membrane
Molecular function (GO): protein binding
Source: RefSeq, a predicted model, not a curated record
GGCGCACCGGCAGCAGGUGGGCGGGGUGCGGGCCGGCGGCGGCGGGCGGGGGGCGCCAGGCUGCGCUGGGGCCGGCGCGGCCCUCCGUGUUCGCCAUGGACUUCAACAUGAAGAAGCUGGCCUCGGACGCGGGCAUCUUCUUCACUCGGGCGGUGCAGUUCACAGAGGAGAAAUUCGGCCAGGCCGAGAAGACCGAGCUCGAUGCCAACUUUGAGAACCUCCUGGCCCGGGCGGACAGCACCAAGAACUGGACGGAGAAAAUCCUGAGGCAGACGGAGGUGCUCCUGCAGCCCAACCCCAGCGCCCGAGUGGAGGAGUUCCUGUACGAGAAGCUGGACAGGAAGGUGCCCUCGCGCGUCACCAACGGGGAGCUGCUGGCUCAGUACAUGGCAGAGGCGGCCAGCGAGCUGGGGCCCACCACCCCCUACGGGAAGACCCUGAUCAAGGUGUCAGAAGCUGAAAAGCGCCUGGGAGCCGCCGAGCGGGAUUUUAUCCACGCAGCCUCCAUCAACUUCCUCACGCCCCUGCGCAACUUCCUGGAAGGGGACUGGAAGACGAUCUCGAAGGAGAGGCGGCUCCUGCAAAACCGGCGUCUGGACUUGGAUGUCUGCAAAGCACGACUGAAGAAGGCCAAGGCCGCAGAAGCCAAAGCCGCGUGUGAGGGAGAUACGGUGCCUGACUUUCAGGAGACUAGACCUCGUAAUUACAUUCUCUCCGCCAGCGCCUCCGCGCGUUAUUGGGAUAUUUGGCAUUUACUGUUUAGUCUGGGAAAUAGGCCAGUCACACGUAUCCCAUCCUGCCUGUCACAACCAUGCUGUGCCUUCUGCCUCUUCUCUGUCCUUCCAUCUCCCCCACGGCUCUGGAAUGAUGAGGUGGACAAGUCUGAGCAGGAGCUCCGAGUGGCCCAGACAGAGUUUGACCGGCAGGCAGAGGUAACGCGCCUCCUGCUGGAGGGAAUCAGUAGCACCCACGUGAACCACCUUCGCUGCCUCCAGGAGUUCGUCGAGUCUCAGACAACUUACUAUGCGCAGUGCUACCGCCACAUGCUGGACUUACAGAAACAGCUGGGCAGCUCCCAGGGAGCCAUAUUUCCAGGCACCUUUGUGGGCACCACAGAGCCCGCCUCCCCGCCCCUCAGCAGCACGUCGCCCACCACCGCUGCGGCCACCAUGCCCAUGGAGCCCUCCGUGGCCGGCCCAGCCCCUCCGGGGGAGGCCGCGCUCUGCCUGGAGGAGGUGGCUCCACCCGCCAGCGGAACCCGCAAGGCCCGUGUUCUCUACGACUAUGAAGCAGCUGACAGCAGCGAGCUGGCCUUGCUGGCUGAUGAGCUCAUCACUGUCUACAGCCUGCCUGGCAUGGACCCUGACUGGCUCAUUGGCGAGAGAGGCAACAAGAAGGGCAAGGUCCCUGUCACCUACCUGGAACUGCUCAGCUAAGCGGGACCCUCCCAGGCCCCUGCUUGUCUGGCCUGGGCAGGAGGAUGGUGCAGCCCUGCCUUUGUCUGGUCUGUUGGUGACCUGGCUGCUCAGGGUGGGGAUUAGACUAACCCCUUCCUGUCGCUACUCCUGGUCAUCAGCUGUGAGGGGCCCCAGAGGCUGAAUGUUCCCGGCCCCUCCCCCAGCCCUGCUUCUGACCUGGUUCUGGAGCCCCCACCUGCCUGUGUCCCCUGAGCACCCCAGCCUCCUGGCUCCUCUAAGGAGGGAGGGGCUCGCUGCAGCCGCCUCACUCAGCUCCUCAGCCUGUGGGGGGUCACCUUUGGCAAGAGAGCACCUUUUAGUUGCCAAAAGCAGCGGGAGGAAGGGCAGGCGGGUCUGUGGCAGGCCCCAGGACUGGGCGUGGUCCCCUCUGGAUGACUGGAGCAGAGGGGAGCCUGGCGGAGAGGCAGGGCUGGGCCAUGGAGCAGCACUCCCCGGUGCUACCCUCCCCUUCGUACCCUAGAGCUCAAGCCAAGUAUGGUGGCUGCAGCCUGCACUCCCCACACUUUUUAACUGAUCUUUUUACUCUGCCUGUCUGCUUUGCUCUCUAGCCAGCGGCGAAUAAUAAACCGUUCUUUGUGUGCAUGUUGA